Messenger RNA from Morchella sextelata, 4440 nucleotides. RefSeq lists its product as uncharacterized. The record is from RefSeq and is a predicted model, not a curated record. The transcript has 6 exons. NCBI's taxonomy places the organism in Eukaryota, Fungi, Ascomycota, Pezizomycetes, Pezizales, Morchellaceae. Gene Ontology annotation, biological process: regulation of cell shape. Gene Ontology annotation, molecular function: protein binding. The coding region runs from base 1 to 4440 and encodes 1479 amino acids.
AUGGCAUUUCUUUUCGGAAAGAAGAAGGGGGCGCAUGGUCAUCGUGAAGGAACACCCCCAGGCCCUACAGCAACAACAGGAUCUGGUACGUCAGGACAGACACCUUCAAGCUCUGUCGGCACUCUAAACAGUCUCCACAACGGCUCAGGCGCGACUUCAGCAUCUCAACAGGAUCAACGGCCAGCGGCUGCAAGCCCCCCGAAUAAUUCUUCUCCUAUGAACUCGGUACCGCGAUCAAUGGGCCCGCUGCAACAGAUGUCCGGAAAGGACAUUGGUAUGACUAGCUCACAGCAGCAGCAAGGGGCUGCGCCGGUACAGAAGUCUCAGGCUCCACCGUCUCAAGUCAAUCCUGCCAACUCAGCGCUCUACCCUUGGUCGCAACGGCGACUGACACUCUCAUCUUCACAUCCUUCGCCCUUCCCCCGGUACGGUCACGCCGCAAAUGGGGUUGCAGGAAAGGAUGGCGAUGUCUAUAUUAUGGGAGGAUUGAUUCGGUCACAGACCGUCCGGGGCGAUUUAUGGAUGAUUGAAGGGGGAGGAAGUCAGUUGGCGGCUUACCCGGUUGUUACCACCAGUGAAGGACCUGGGCCAAGAGUUGGUCAUGCGAGUUUACUAGUGGGCAAUGCGUUCAUCGUUUUUGGUGGUGACACAAAAUUGGACCCUGCGGAUGUUCUCGAUGAGACUCUAUACCUUUUAAACACAUCUACUCGUCAAUGGUCCCGUGCCAAUACUCAUGGAGCUCGACCUGCCGGAAGAUACGGCCACACAAUAAAUAUCCUGGGUUCGAAAUUGUACAUCUUCGGAGGACAAGUAGAUGGCUUCUUCUUCAACGACCUGGUCGCAUUUGAUCUAAAUACCCUUCAAAGCAACAAUGCAAGAUGGGAGGAGUUAAUUUCAGCAAAUGAAAAAAAUCAGGAUGUCCCUGCAAGCAGAACCAAUCACACCGUAGUUACUUGGAUGGACAAACUUUACCUAUUUGGAGGUACGAACGGUCUAGUCUGGUUCAACGAUGUCUGGUCAUAUGAUCCGCAAACGAACCAGUGGACACAGCUUGACUGUAUCGGGUAUAUACCCUCACCGCGAGAAGGGCAUGCGGCAUCGCUAGUUGGUGAUGUUAUGUAUAUCUUCGGAGGACGGACAUCAGAGGGCGAUGACCUGGGCGACUUGGCAGCGUUCCGGAUAUCUUCUAGGAGGUGGUACACGUUCCAAAAUAUGGGGCCAUCGCCUUCAAGGCGAUCAGGGCACUCGAUGACUACCUGUGGACAGAAAAUUAUUGUUCUUGGUGGAGAGCCUAGUGUGCCGACUAGGAAUCAAGAAGAGUUGCAAUUGAUAUAUAUUCUUGAUACCGCAAAAAUCAGAUACCCCAAUGACCAUCAGAACCAAUCAUCUACCAGCCCUACAGGAAGCAAUGAAAACAAGCGGUUGCAAGGAGCUGGUGCUAGGAACGGAUCAGUUGACAGCCCCGGGGCCCAAACGUCAAGAAAGAAUGGGGGAACGGGGACUAGGGAAAGUGUGACGGCGGGCCCAACUCAGUCAACCCCUCCAAACGGCCCAAACCCAUUAACCAGUAACAAUACCUCUGGGGGAAGUGUAACUUCUCGACUCCCUAGGGUUGCUCAGGGAACACCGGCCGGUCCUCCACCAAAUCAACAAGCGCCUCCACCUCGAACAAACGGAUCUGCUCUACCUGGACAGAGGAGUAGAACACCAACCGGAAAUGGAACAUUGCCGAAGACGAGGGAUGUUACCUCACCUGUCCAGGAACGACCGUCACCAACGGCAGCUAACGGGACGAGGAAUCCCACCGCCCAAAGGAAAGCUUCUGGUCAAGAUACUGUUGUCGCAGGCAGGGAGCGCUCUGGAUCUAGACAGCAGGGUCCUAAUCCUAACUUAAAUGGCACUACAGACAGCAAUCAUUCACCCACUUCAUCUGCAACGACCCAGCCAAUCAAUUCAAUGGAAAAGCCGAAAGAGCAACCGAAAGAGCAGAGGUCCCGGGGGAGCAAGGGAAGUAGUUCAGGCGAAGGGGACAUGUUGAGGGAGUUCCAAAAAUUGAAGCAUAUGAAUGAAUGGUAUGCUUCGGAGCUAGCUUUGGCGAGGCGAGCGGGUUACACAAUCCAAACAGGCAACAAUGCUAUUUUAGAAGAGCGGGGUGCCGAUUCGCUGCUUGAAGAGGAACGGCCGUUCGUUGAGGCUAUGUUAAUCCUCAAGGGUGAACUUCAGAAGGUUCAGGGCUCGGUUGAUGAGCAAGCUGCCCAGGCUGCAAGAAAGAUACAAGAGGUGGAACGGCAGCGUGAUGUUGCUGUACAGGAAGCAGUUUAUGCUAAAGCAAAAUUGGCAGCAUUGGGCGGUAACUCAACCCCUACACCAGGUGAUCGAUCUGCAGAUAUGGCCAAUAUGGACGCGGAGAAAAUGACAGAUAUGAGCCGGAAGUUAGCUGCAUCAUUGGCAGCUCAAGCAGAGUUAAGUGCAAAGGUCGAGGUUUUAAAGGCUGAAAUUUCAGCUGAAAGGAAAGCCCGCCAUUUGGCUGAUGAGACCGCUGGGGUUGCACAAAGUCGUGUUUCUGAGUUGGAUGAUUUCCGCAAUCGCGCUGCUUCAGAGAUGGAGAGUCUUCGGGCUGAAUUAUUAGAUGCCGAACGAGCAUUCCGAGACGAGGCUGCUGCAGGAGCUGAUGCCACGGCCGAUGCCAAAUUGUUGAGGAUUGACCAAGACGAACUCUCAAUGAAGCUCCAAGAAGCUUUGGAGGACAACAAUAACUAUCACAACUCCAUGGAUGAGAUGCGGAACGCAAUGGAUGCGACAGCAAGUAGGACCGCGACAUUAUCAAGGCAGUUGGAGGAGGAAAGACUUGUCAAGGAAGGGCUUGAGAGGAAACUGGCGCAGGUCAAGAGUGAAUAUGAGGAGAAGGCAGCAGAUCUAGAAAAUGCCAAUACCAGAUUAAGAGAUGUGGAGGAGCUAAUGGAGAAGUACGCGGAGGAGGCUCGGGCAGCUAACGCAGCUUUGGCAGCAGGAUUACAGAAAGUUGCGGAUAGGGAAAUCAUGACCAAUACUGCACUCACAGAUGAAAGAGUAAAGGCCUUGCAAGAACAGGUUGAAUCUGCGAAAUCUCUUCUCAAGAAAAGUAAAGAUCAAGCCGACGACACCGGUGAAAAACUCGCCCAAGCUAUGCAGAGGGUUGCUGGUCUGGAAUUUCAACAGGGCCAGGCUAGUAAGGAUGCCAUCGCCCUUAGAAGGCGAAUGGCAGAAUCUCUUGACGAAGUUAGGAAACUUAAACAGGAUAAUGCAGAAAUCCAGGCGAGAUUAGUUGAAAGGCAGCUUGAAGUCGAUUCGAUUUCAGCCAAGCAUGCUGCGCUUAAGGACAUUCUUGCGGAACGCUCUACUCAAGUUGGUUUCGAGAAGCGACGAUCUGCCAUCCUCAGCCCCAGUCCCCAAUCUGGCUCCGCUACACCUGAACAGAACCGCCUGCGAGAAUUGGAACUCAGACUUGAAGAAAGCCUCCGUGCGCACCGUGAGACGAAAUCAACGGCGGAAAUGCAGGCCCAGGAAGUCGAGAAGCACUUCCGCGAGAAACUCGAGCAGCUCGAGAAUGACUACCAGUCGGCUGUCCACUAUGUCAAGGGUACCGAAAAGUUACUCAAACGCAUGAAGGAUGAGCUGGCCAAGAACAAAGCUCAAAAUGCACGUCUUCAACUCGAGCUCGAAGAGUUUCAGCGGAAGGGCCCCGAUCACUCCCGGCAUGGAUCUAGGGAAAUCAACACCGAGUGGGAGCACGAAAGGGAACUUCUCAACAAGGAAAUCGACGAUCUUCGUGGCAAAGUCCGAGAGUCAGCAACCGCACUCGAUAAGCAGAUCCGCGAGACCAAGGCACAGUUGGACUCUAUGAAUGAGACCAAUCUCAUGAAUAACCAGAUGAAAGUACAGCUUAUGGACCUCUCGCAACAGCUAUCUGAGACCAGAAUUCAGCUCGAUAGACUUGAGAACGAGAAUUCUCUCCUCGAGCGCAGAGCGCAAGAUGCAGAGGAACGUGUGUCGUUCCUUCUCGACCGUGUCGAAGACUCAGUCGAUGCGUACCGUCGCAGCACACUUACCGGUCCGAAUGGUCUCGGCGGCGGUGAACCCCAAUCUACCCACAGCAGCUUCUAUGGCGGUGCUCCAGACGGGCGUAACAGCGUUGCGUUGGACAGUCUGGCUACCGAGCUUGAUGCGUUGAGGACACACUGGGAAAACACCAACAAAAAUUAUAGACUUAGCAGUACCUUUGAUUUCGAGAAGACGCCAACAAGCACGGAGGGCGGUGAGUUGAGCAGUAGUCUCGCGCAGUGGCGACAGAAGUUGCAUCAGGAGGAGACAGAGGCGGCGAUGAGGAGUGAUAGUAGGUCAGGGGAUAGCAGGAGUCCGAUUAGGAGCCAGGGUCAGGGAGCUAGUGGAGGCGUUAUAUAA